Messenger RNA from Akanthomyces muscarius, 1584 nucleotides. RefSeq lists its product as uncharacterized. NCBI's taxonomy places the organism in Eukaryota, Fungi, Ascomycota, Sordariomycetes, Hypocreales, Cordycipitaceae. Gene Ontology annotation, biological process: positive regulation of transcription by RNA polymerase II. Gene Ontology annotation, molecular function: DNA-binding transcription factor activity, RNA polymerase II-specific; transcription cis-regulatory region binding; zinc ion binding. The record is from RefSeq and is a predicted model, not a curated record. The transcript has 2 exons. Gene Ontology annotation, cellular component: nucleus. Bases 1 to 1584 code for a protein of 527 amino acids.
AUGUUUGCCGGGUUCGAGCUUUGGUCCGGUGGCUUGAUACAGCACGUACCGAAGCCGCGCCGCUUUCGAUCGAGUCGAGGCUGUCUUGCUUGCCGCCGCAUCAAGAAGAAAUGCGACGAGCAGAAACCCGUAUGCGGGAGCUGCCAGCGCCGGGGGCGGCAGACGUGCGAAUGGCCAGAGUCGUUUGCAGAACCGCCAUCGUCACAAACCACACCACCAUCAGGAGCCGCAGCGCAGUGCCAUGCCCGCAUCUCGACGGGCGUCGUGGCUGCGUCCUGCGAUGUCAAUCAUGAUGUUCAACCAGAGAGCGCAGUAGUAGGAGAAUACGGCGCACCAAGCGCCUCCCUCGGUCCCUCUCUUCUCACAUCGAUGCGGCCUAGCGUUUGUGCUGUAUUGCCGCAGUCCGACUCGAUGAAAUGGCUGUCCGAGAGCCACAGAUGGGAGAUGCUGCAGCGCGCGAACCGGGCUAUACACGGCGCAUACAUUGACGACCAUUACUCCAUUUUGGUCCCUGCGUUCCCCACGCUGGUCGAGUCUUCGUCGUACACCAACGCCUGGCUCGCCCUCGGAGCGGUGCUCCUGGCGAAGCAUCUUCCACCAGACAGCCAGCUAGCUCAGGUGGCGAUACAUUGCCACACGAAAGCGAUACAUGGGCUGCUUGAGCACCUGCGCGUAUGCAAAGUGCCUGCUCAAUGGGCCGUGUCAACUUUGGUGCUGCUGCACAUAUUCGAGCGAUACGGAGACACAUGCCAGGCGCCGUCGGAUGCCCACGCCAAGUCGAUUCGCACAGUCUUCCUUCAACGCUACAACGAACAUCCUCCAUCGACUACUGCUCAGCUGCUGCAACUCUCGAGUUUGAUUUAUCGUGUUGCCGUCAUCAACAUGUUUCGCCCACUCUCCAACGACGACCCAGCCGAUUACCACUGCUUGGACGAGCAUGUCGCCAUCUGGUCUUCAUCACGAGCAUCCACGGGAUUAUGGCAGCACAGUUUAUGGAUCGGUCUAACACCCGAGGUGUUCAACUUGAUGUUUAAAUUAUCGACACUAGUUCGCCUGGCGCCCUUGACCGAGUCGUGGCUUUCGAAGCUUGAUCAGCUUGAAGGCGAGAUAUCCGACCGUGACGUUGAUCCAGCAUUGUCGUCCCUGGCAGAGAGGAAAGACGACGGCAGUAAAGAAAGCAGCAUAUUGUCGUUGGCAGAGCAAUCUGACAUUGCACAUGGAUUAUAUUACUGCGCGUUUCGUAUUCUUGUUAUAAGAAUACGUGCUUUUACCUCGGGCCGUCCAGACGAAGGUGCUCAGCAGCUCACAUACCAUGGCAUCCAGGCGCUGCAUAAGCUCAUCCAAGCCAACUUUGCAUCCAUGACUCUCCUAUGGCCAGCAAUAAUUAUUAGCCUCGACGCGAGAAAGGCCGAGGAACAAUCUAUAUCGACAUCGUUUCUCUCGCGCCUCGAAAGUCCCGGCGGAGCACGAUCCAUCGCAUCUGUGCGGCGACUGCUUGGAGUCGCCUGGGAGCUCCACGACGGCAACAUGCUUGGGAGUGAUGUGCUGUUUCAACACGAGUUGACGGCUAAUGUCUUUUUAUGA